AUGCCUCACUCAGACCACUCUCCAUCCCCACCACGCGAUUCCUUUCCCGAUCUCCCAGUCUUCCCCGACAACGUACCCACCGCCCCUCUUCUCCGCAUCUCGCUCCAAAAGUUACUUCACCGCGACGAAGAAGAACAAAACAGGUGCUGGCAGGCAUGUCGCGAAUUGGGUUUCUUCUACUUGGAUGUCCGCAACUCCAAGCAGUUGGAUAGUGGCAAUAAUGAUACUGCCGUCGACGGCGACGCGUUACUCCAAGAUGUGGACAAACUAUUCCAAGUAAUGCGCGAGUUCUACGAUCUAGAUGUCUCGGAGAAGAUCAAAUACGAUUUGAAAGACCAAGGCAGUUACUUUGGCUACAAAGGCUACGGCGAAGGCUACGUCGAUAAGCAAGGAACGAAAGACCGGAACGAAUUCUAUAAUAUCUCCAAAGACGAUAUCUUCAGCCUCAGCGACCCUCUUCCCUCCCCAGCGGUCCUAAACCCACACCGCGACCUAUACAAAUCCUACAUCACCUCUUCCCACGCAAUCUGCAUGCUUAUUGCAUCCCUGAUUUCCUCUCGUCUCCCUCUAGCAACAGAAACGCGCGAAGCAGGCGGACUCCCCGCAAUCCACCGCCUUCACGCUUCAUCAGGCGACCAAAUCCGCUUCGUCAAGGCACCACCACAAGAACAAUCACUCAAAGGCGUCGCACUGGGCGAGCACACAGAUUUCGGAAGCGUGACUGUUCUGUUCAACCGCCUGGGUGGUCUGCAAGUCAGACUGCCAUCCCACAUAUCCCCUCUCGCACCAACAUCUACAUCCCCACCACCCACAGCCAUCGAAAACAAACUAUGCGAAGACGGUUGGACAUAUGUCCGUCCCUUACCAGGCCACUGCAUCGUCAACCUCGGCGACGCACUCGUCAAGUUCUCAAACGGCGCGUUGAGGAGUAAUAUACAUCGUGUUGUUGCGCCGCCUGGGGAACAGGGGAGUGUUGAGAGGUAUAGUCUUGUGUAUUUUUGUCGGCCUGAGGAUGAUAUUUUGUUGAGGAGUUUGGUUGAGGGAGAGAAUGUGGAGGGCGAGGAAGAGGUUACGGCGAAGGAAUGGAUAUUGAGGAGGGCGUUGGGGAGGAGGAAGGCGGAUGGGUGGGAGAAGAGUAGUGGGACGGAGGCGGUUAGUAUGGGGGUUAGGAGUGGGGGGAUGAGGACGUGA
This is a messenger RNA of Alternaria ventricosa, 1191 nucleotides long. RefSeq lists its product as uncharacterized. Gene Ontology annotation, molecular function: dioxygenase activity. Bases 1 to 1191 code for a protein of 396 amino acids. The transcript has 2 exons. NCBI's taxonomy places the organism in Eukaryota, Fungi, Ascomycota, Dothideomycetes, Pleosporales, Pleosporaceae. The record is from RefSeq and is a predicted model, not a curated record.